AUGAACGGGAACGGGAACGGGAACGGGCACACAAUUAGCGAGCAACUGCCGUCUUCUCCUCCCCCACCUCCAAAUGCAAAUCUACAAUUUGAAGAGAUUUACGACCAGUUUCUCAACCACAUACGAAUACAUCUACUUGACUUUCCACCAGAGACAAUCACCUCGGCAGUGGACACGCUUUUGGAGAUCCUUGGCUCGCAAAUCAACGUGUAUACCAAGCGAAAGGAGAUUAACGAGUUGUUGAAUAUCAAGAUCAGCGACGAUGAGUUGAGCCUGUUGAUCCAGCUAGCGGUGGCGCAUGGUGCCUAUUUGCAAAAACAUAAACUGGCGAUGGCGAAUGGGGAAGAGACGCGGGACCAGGUUGUUGCUGUUGACGUGGAUGAAAUGGAUGAGGAUGAAGAGGAAGGGGAGUAUGUUCGGGAGAUUAUCGAGAGUGCCAGUGCUAGUGAGAGUGAAGGUGAAAAUGAGAACGAUAAUGAGGCAGUGGUUGCGAAAAGACGACGGAUUGAAGAUGGAGUUUAUGAUUGGCGCACGUUUGCGUCUGAUACCCUGGGACUUGGCGUGGAUUCCAGCGGGGAAUUGUAUAAAAUCAUCAACGAUCGAGACUUGAGUGAGGCUCAGAGGAGGCAACAAUUGAGCAAACUAACUUCAGACGACAGCUUAGCGGAAAAGUGGAUCCAAAAUCGAUGGCGCAUCGUAUUCACAAAAAAAUUGCAGGAUAAUGAGCCCAAGUGUCAGAUUCUAAAAGAAAUGUACCAUUUACGACUAUACGACUUGGCUGCUGAGCUCCUUUUCGGAAACGUUGAAACUGACCACUUGAUAAAACAACUUCAGAAGCGAACUUUUUACGAAGAAAAAGCGAGCGAUUUGAAAAUCGUUUUGCCAAAAGGUACUUUCCAAGAGAAACUACCCAAUUACGAUAUAAUAACCGUACCAGCACCAACUGCAACCACCACUGCCCAAGAUGAUCUACUUCCAACUGCAACAUUGCCACCCUGGGCAAGAGAAGCGUUUCCCACCAACGAAACAACGAGCUUCAACAGGAUUCAAAGCAAAAUAUACCCCAUGGCGUUUGAGACGGAUGAAAAUUUGCUAAUUUGUGCACCCACGGGUGCCGGUAAGACCAACGUUGCUAUGCUUGCUAUGCUUCGCACGAUUCUGAACCACCAACAAGAUGGCCACAUCAACAAGAACCAGUUCAAAAUAGUUUACAUUGCUCCAUUGAAGGCUUUGGUGCAGGAACAAAUGCGGGAAUUUCAAAGGAGACUCACCCCUGUGUUUGGAUUGGUGGUGAAUGAACUAACUGGUGACAGCUCUUUAUCGCAGCAACAAAUUCAGGAAACAAACGUCAUUGUAACCACGCCUGAAAAAUGGGACAUCAUCACAAGGAGGAACCAUGACUAUUUGAAAUUGGUCAAGUUGAUGAUCAUUGAUGAGAUCCACUUGUUGCAUGACCAAAGAGGACCCGUUUUGGAAUCCAUUGUGUCGAGGGUGAACAGAAAAAACGAUCAUGAUGACAAUGACCAAGAAAAAGAUGAAUAUAAAAAAGAGGUAGUACCGGAAGCAGUCAGGAUUGUGGGGUUGAGUGCCACGUUGCCGAAUUACCACGAUGUUGCCAAGUUCAUCAGAGCUGAAGAACGCGGGGUUUUCUAUUUUGAUCAGACUUAUAGACCGUGCCCGUUGGAGCAAAAGUUUGUCGCAAUCAAGGAACAAAAGGCGUUGAAAAAGAAAAUUGCCAUCAACGAAGCAUGCCACGAUCAAACUUACAAAUGCUUAAAGCUGAACCAGCAAUUGAUCAUCUUUGUCCAUCUGAGAAACGAGACCGCAAACACGGCGGAGUAUUUGAUUGAUAAAUUUGCCGAUCUGGACUUGGAUAUCAUCACGGAGGAUAGCACGAGGGAAAUCUUGGCACAGGAGAGCGCCAGGGUCACUAAUGCAAAAUUGCAGCGGAUCUUGAGCUCUGGCAUUGGCGUGCACCACGCGGGGUUGACCAAAGAUGAGAGGACCUUGGUUGAGGAUCUUUUCGCCCAGGGCCACCUCAAGGCUCUUGUUUCAACGGCAACUUUGGCAUGGGGUGUGAAUUUGCCCGCGCACACUGUCAUAAUCAAGGGCACAGAAGUUUACUCUCCUGAAUCCGGUUCGUGGAUCCAAUUAUCGCCUCAGGAUGUGUUUCAAAUGUUGGGAAGAGCAGGAAGACCGAGGUAUGACACGCACGGUGAAGGUAUAAUCAUCACCACUAAGGACGAGUUGCAGUACUACCUUGCCAUUUUGAACCAACAAUACCCCGUUGAGUCUCAGCUUUUGGGCAAGUUGAUUGACAACUUGAAUGCUGAGGUUGUCCUGGGUGCCGUAAGAACCAUUGAACAAGGAAUUGACUGGUUGGGCCACACUUAUUUAUAUGUUCGAAUGUUGCAACUUCCGUCUUUGUACCUAGUUGGUGGACCUUCCCAAGAUGACCAAGCAAUGUUUGUCAAGAGAGCCGAGUUGGUGAAUGCCGCGUUCAAAGUGCUUAAUCAACACAGAUUGAUUGAGUACGAAAAUGGACAAGCCAAGGCUACCGAGCUUGGAAAGAUUGCCUCGUACCAUUAUAUCAGCUACAACACAAUCAGCAAGUUCAACAAGCUUCUCAAGCCAUGGAACCGAGAAGGAGACGUGAUCCAGGCAUUUGCCCACUCUGACGAGUUCCAUUUUGUGCCUGUGCGACGCGAGGAGAAGUUGGAAAUCAGCAAGUUGAUGGAAAAAUGCCCCAUUCCAAUUCGAGAAUCACCAGUUGAGCCGCUUGCAAAGAUCAACAUAUUGUUGCAGACUUACGUCUCAAGAAUCAACCUUGAAGGGUACGCGUUGGUUGCAGAUAUGAUAUACAUUAAGCAAUCGGCCGAUCGAAUACUCCACGCUCUUUACGAGCUAGCUAUUCUCAAGAAGUGGUCUAGUUUGGCGCGGUACACACUCGAGUUGUCAAAGUCGAUCAAGACGCGAAUGUGGUUGAGUGACUCCCCCUUGCGGCAAUUUGGAUCGUUGAUUCCACGCGAGAUUGUGAGAGCAUCAGAGUCGUCGCAUUUACCGUGGCUGCAGUAUUUCCACUUGACCACGGAGGAGCUUGCAGAAGUGCUCAACUUGAAAGGCGGCAAUGCGCAGUUGGCGACAAAGUUUAUUAAUGCAUUCCCCAAGAUUGACAUUGUCGAUUACGCUGUGCAGCCCGUCUCGGAAACUUUUAUGAGGAUCAAAGUUGAAUUCAAGCCACUGUGGAAUUGGAUCUUUGAAGUUCAUGGCAAGUUAGAAACGUUUGAAGUGAUCUUGGAAGAUGUCAAUGGUGUGGAAUUACUCCAGUAUCAGCAGGUGGUUGUGCGAGAACAUGAUCUCAACGAGUCUCAUAUUCUAGAGUUUUAUGUCGAAAUGGGGAAACCACUAGCACCAAAUUUAUUGUUGAGUUUUAUCAGCAACAAAUGGGUGAAUUGUACGUGGAAGACGGCAAUAAUCACCGAUUUGAUUUUGCCAAAAGACCGCUCGUAUUUCACUGAAAGGAAUGAAGACAAAAUGGAUGUUGAUGUUGAUGUUGAUGUUGAUGAGGGUAAGGACAAGGACAAGGACAAGGACACGGACUUGCCCCCAGUUUUCAGUUCCGAAGUGAGACAAAUUAUUUGUGAUGAUGAACAUUCAAGUUGCUUUAUUGGAGUAAACAAAAGCGACGAAAAGACAUUUACUCCCGACUUGGCCAUCGCGCACCACUUUAAGAGUUUCAACUCGAGAGUAGUCUACAUAAACCCGGACAAGAGAGUUCUUGAGGCGAAUUUAAAGCGAUGGUCUAGACUAGAACAACAACAGCAGCAACAACAUAAAGUUGUGAAACUAAGUGGCGAUUUGAAAACGGACGUGAGAAACUACAACAGGAGCAGCAUCAUUCUUGCCACUCCCGAGACUUUCUAUGCUUUAGUUAAACGUUGGAAGACAUGGAAAUCUUUCAGUUCAGCAGGUUUGCUCCUUCUAGACGACUUGCACACUAUCGAGAGCCACGUCAUGUAUGAGUUUAUGGUGAUUCGAAUCAGGCUACUCCAAACGCAGUACAUGGACAAAAAUCCGAAGUUGAGGUUGGUUGGUAUCGCUUACCCUUUGUUGGACGUGCGGGAUGUUUGCUCUUGGCUCAGCAUCGGCAAGUCGAAUAUCGUCAAUUUCCCUGCCUCUAUCCGACAACGUGAAAUCCAAGAUAUUAACUUGAACAUUGACGACAAUGAGUUUUUGUGCUCGAUACCUAGUUUUGACAAGAAAUCACACCAGAGCGUGGUUGUCUUUGUCAGUUCGAGUAGCGACGCAAUGAAAUUUGCCAGAUCCUUGCAAUUUGACGCUGAAGUUGGUGAAGAAAAUAAAAUUCUUGCGAAAGUGGAAAAUGCAGCAUUGAAAUUUGCCCUUUCCAAAGGUGUGGGGUUGUUUCUUUCCGAGUUUUCUGACCUUGAGCAGAGGAUAGUCUUGAGUUUGUUCAACAACAAGAAGGUUCCCGUGUUGAUUGCCACCAAGGACUCCAGCCAAUUUGCCAUCAAUGCGGAUGUCGUUAUGAUUGACAAGACUCAGUUUUACGAUGGGUACGAACACAGAGAUGUUGCAUAUGACUUGGUCACACUUUAUGACAUGGUGGGCACUUGUCAAGAGCAAAAGAACCAAGGCCGGGUUUUCAUCAAUGCGUCGAGUGGAACUAUAAACUACUACUCCUCUUUCAUCAACAUUGGCCUAAUGGUAGAAAGUCAGUUGCGCGCAGCGAUGCACGAGUUCUUUCUCGCGGGAAUCGUUGAUGGGUUGUUGAGCAAAAAGGAAGAAUGUGUCGACAUAUUGACCCACUCGUUUUUUUACAGAAGACUAUUGAGCAAUCCAAGCUACUACCACUGCAAAAACACUUCUUCAGAGGGAAUCUCGGAGUACUUGUCGAUUAUGAUUGAGGAUGUGUUUGAAGAACUUGUCAGGAACGAGUUCGUAGAAGAAGUUGGCAAGAUCGAUAAUGAUGAUGAGGAAGAAAAGGAAGAUGAAGAAGGUACUUUUGAGUUUAGUCCCUUGAACAAAGCUCUUAUUGCGUCACACUACAACUUGGCUCAUGAAACCGUUAAUGCGUUGGGCAUGAUGAAUGAAAAGAGUAAAUUGCGCGAAACACUACACGCGCUAGCCAAUGCUAUCGAGUUUGAAAAAAUCCCAAUCCGCAAGGGCGAGGAAACGGUUUUGAGCGAUAUUGGAAGAAGAAUGCCGAUGAAGGUUGGUUCAGUUCGAACUGUGACUCCAUCUUUGAAAGCGUUUAUUUUGAUUCAAGCAUACAUUUCCCGAGUUAAACUUCCGUUACUUUUGCAGCACGACCUCAAACAGAUUCUUGAAUUGCUAGUACCGAGGUUGUUGAAUGCUUGUGUUGAUGUCGCGGCGGGAGAAGGACAUCUAUCUGCAAUGCUAGUCAUGGAUCUCUCGCAGAUGAUUACGCAACGCACGUGGUCAAUUGACAACCAUCUCCGCCAAAUCCCACAUUUCGACAACGACGCCAUCUUGAAACGAAGCGAGACGCUUGGAGUGGCCAGCGUCUACGACUUUAUGAGUUUAGAAGACGACGAGCGUGACCAAUUGUUGGAGAUGGAUGAAGACGACGAGAGGUUGAGUGAUGUUGCCAAUUUCGUUAACCUGUACCCCAACGUCAAGCUCACUUAUGAUAUUGACAGCGCCACCACGGCGAAAGUGGAUGAGCCGCUCACUUUGCACGUUACUUUGGAAAGGGACGAGGAUAUGGAGUCGUUGGAAGUGGUGAGUCCCUUGCCGUUUGCUAAAACGGAGAAUUGGUGGAUUGUGAUUGGUCAGGCUGCUACUAACCAACUAUUUGCCAUUAAGAAAUGUCAAGGUGGCAAGACUGAGCAGAGUUUCGACGUUGAGUUUACGUUGCCCAAUGCGGGAGAGUUUGAAUUGACUUGUUGGGCCGUCUGCGACUCAUACCUUGAUGCUGACAAGGAAGCCUCGUUCCAAAUCACCGUCACGUGA
Molecule: messenger RNA, 5994 nt
Organism: Lodderomyces beijingensis
Lineage: Eukaryota; Fungi; Ascomycota; Pichiomycetes; Serinales; Debaryomycetaceae
Source: the annotation of a GenBank genome assembly